UUACUAACAACUUUGUAUGAUCAGUGUAAUAAACACGUGAAAGUGACAACUAUUAGCUUGUAACUUGUAAAUAUGCAUAAAAAUAAAUCUAAGGUAUGCGCUUUUAGUUGUGUCUCUACUGGUGCUAAACUACGAAAUUCCCUAUGUGCAAAUUGUCUUUACACACUUUAGCUAAAAGAAAUGUUAAACAAAUAUUUUGCAUUCAAGAGAUGAAGAGAUGUUGAAGAAAUCAUUUUUUUUCUUAAUUUUUAUACAGAGGUUAUAAAGUGCAAUGACAGAUGCAUUCGUGCAAUCGGAGUAGACUGAUUGAACUGUCAAAUAUGGUUUCUGAUGUUUACCAAGUUUGCUAAAAAUAAUUUGCUAAAAAGAGACAAUUUGCAACAUCUGUAGCAAAAUAUUGAAUAAUAACGUAAUAUUGAAUGUCAAUUGUUGAAAUUACAUUGUUGAUUGUUAUGAAAAUAAUAUCAGUUUGCAACAUGGUCUAGGGAUAUGGAUCAUCGAAUAUUCUUCCAUGGUUAGGCAUUGUUGUGUGCGUGACAUUCAAUUAAUUUUAGCAAAAUAUACAGUGAUGUAGUUAUGAGAGAAACCGGCAUUUGAAAUCUAAAUGAAAAUAAAUUGAAAGAUGGAUAUUUUAAGCAUAUUGAUUGUAAUAACUCUGAUAUAUGGUUCAUUAUUCUUUUUUGAUAUAUUUUUUAAGUCUUGUUCGCAUUUUCCAUAUAUUUAUUUUUUGGAGAAUACUGGCUUAGAAAUUCAUAUUUUGAGAGUGAAAUGGUUUACAACCGCUUUCAAUCGCAAGAUUAUAAAAUGGGGAAUGGAUCGCUCUAGAUUUUGGACUGCUUGGUUCAAUGCUGGUGUCAUUAUAAGCAUUAUACUCUUACCAAUAGCUACUAUCAUUAUUUUAAAGAUGACAUUUAAUCUGUGGCUAAUUGGAUCCUCAAGCGAUAGUAGUUCAGGAGUUAUAAUAGAACCUAUGUUACCAGGUGUGGAUAUUCCAUUCAAUGAAAUUGGCUACUAUACAACAACACUAGCAAUAUGUAGUAUAGUUCAUGAAUUAGGACAUGCUCUUGCUGCAGCGAGAGAAGAUGUGCAGCUAUAUGGUUUAGGAAUCUUGAUUGUUUUUAUAAUUCCAAUAGCUUACGUAAAUAUAAAUAAUGAACAACUAGUCGCAUUGCCAUUGAAAAAUCAGUUACGCAUUACAUGUGCAGGAAUUUGGCACAAUAUUAUUCUUGCUACAGUAGCAGCAGCAAUUCUUGUAUUUUCUACAUGGCUAUGGGCACCGCUUUAUAAUCUUGGCACUGGGAUUUAUGUAAAGACUAUUUUACCAAAUUCACCAGUAUUAGGACAAACUGGUCUUUUGGAACGUGAUGUAAUAUAUAAAUUAAACAAUUGUCCUAUAAGGUAUAGUGAAGAUUGGUACGAUUGUAUACUGCAUGCAGUGCAACAUUCAACACCUGGCUAUUGUGUUAAACAAUCAUUUAUCCAGGAUUUUGAUGAAUCAGUACCGGCUAAACAGAAAGCAAAUGGAGCUGUGAAUUGUUGUACAAGUGAUAGUGAAAUGGGUGGUAGCUUGUGUUUUGAAUAUAUUGAAGGACCACAAGCUGCUCCUCUUCAUUUACCACCACAUUCUUGUCUUCCAGUGAGGACUAUGAUUAAUCAGUCACAAAAUUUUUGUCAAGCUAGUCACGAGUGUCUAUCUCAAGAUACUCAUUGUAUGAAACCUUCUUUAGAUAAUGUGACAAAGAUUGUACAAAUAAAGAGAAAAGCAGGUAAAGAUGUGCUAUACUUUGGACAUCCAGCAGAUAUUUACAGAACUGUUGAUGUAUCAGAUUGGGUACCAAAAUAUUCUUUUCUUUAUCCUAAGUUGCCCGAAUCAAUGGCAUUACUUUGCAAAUAUAUCACGGUAUUCUCAGCAGGGCUGGCAAUUAUUAAUGUUGUGCCUUGCUUCUUUCUGGAUGGUCAAUAUAUUAUAAAUAUAGUUGUACUUUAUUUAUUGAACUCCAUGCCACACAAUAAAAAUGUCAGAGAAGCCACAAUACUUACAAUUACGAGCAUAGGUACAUUACUUCUUAUAAUAAACUUAAUGUAUUUGCUUAUCAAUAAAUUACUAUGAAUAAUCAUA
Nylanderia fulva is the source of this 2119-nucleotide messenger RNA. RefSeq names its product membrane-bound transcription factor site-2 protease (gene S2P). Lineage: Eukaryota; Metazoa; Arthropoda; Insecta; Hymenoptera; Formicidae. Gene Ontology annotation, molecular function: protein binding; metalloendopeptidase activity. Gene Ontology annotation, cellular component: cytoplasm; membrane. The record is from RefSeq and is a predicted model, not a curated record. Gene Ontology annotation, biological process: regulation of response to endoplasmic reticulum stress; membrane protein intracellular domain proteolysis.